Messenger RNA from Amphibalanus amphitrite, 3808 nucleotides. RefSeq lists its product as uncharacterized. The coding region runs from base 31 to 3207 and encodes 1058 amino acids. Lineage: Eukaryota; Metazoa; Arthropoda; Thecostraca; Balanomorpha; Balanidae. The transcript is spliced from 4 exons. The record is from RefSeq and is a predicted model, not a curated record.
AGUCCGAGUUAGACAGAGCAGCCAGCAGCCAUGUCCCGACCCAGUGUGUUUGGUGCGCGGAGAGAGGAGAGGAUCAACAUACUGCAUAGGGGACUGGAUUGGAGAUUGAGGAGUUUAGAACGAAAAUACGGAUCGUGUGCACACCUGAUCCCCGACACGCUGCUGUUGGCAACCGACAUAGUAAAAAACCACUCUGCAGGGUGGCAGGGGUACUGUACUACGGCUGAGGUGAGAAGCGCUGUCCCCUGGCUGGUGAUUGAACCACUCAUGGCGGCCCUGCAGAAUGUCAAUGACGCCGCUGCCGCCCGCUGUCGGCACUGCCAGCCCGACCAGCCUCUCAGGGCCACCUUCAUCAAUCAGUCGGGCAGCAGUGCCGAGGGGCUGGAUGACGGGGUCGUCGGCAGAGGAGGGACAUCGGACUUCGAUCAUAUGUUCGAGUUCGACGGACCCUUCCGCUGGGCGGCGCUCGGCAGGAGAGAUGAGCCGGCCGUUAUUAGCUCAGAGUCUGCACCACAGCUGUGGGCCCGGCCUACCAAAAACCCUGGCUUUGUGACUCUGCACUGGGUGAGGACGACCGACUGCUGUCAUGAUAAGGCUUUAGAGGCACUGCCGGCUGAUUCUGUUCGUACUCUCAUGCGGGACGUGCGUACAGUAAUGGGAGGCAAGAUCGACACUGCCGGACCGGCGGUCAACGUCAAACAUACAGGUGAUGUUACAGACGGCGGCCGUGACUUCGUACCUUGUAUCCUUGUGCGCGGGUGGUGGCCAGCAAAAGGCCAGCUCGACGGAUGUCACCUGGAGGCCGACUUUCCACCAGCGGCGGCGAGGGAUGACAUCCGUCGAUACGGGGUACAUCUGGUACCGACCGGCCGGCCUGGCAGUGACACCGAGUUUAUUGAGUAUCGGAUUUCCUACUCACGGGCGGAGGUAGUCGCUGUCCGCCACCUCGCUCCAGUGAUACGAGCGGCUAUCGUGGCUGUAAAAGCAAUGAAAAAUAUAAUAAAAAAGAACGAGAUGGUGAGCGAGGACGUGCCAUUGAAGUCAUACUAUAUAAAGACGGCGGGACUUUGGCUAGCCCAAAUCACGCCCGUUGAUAUGUGGACGGGCGUAACUGACGGUGUUCACAAAAUACUGGACUGGCUGGAAACAAACCUCGCCGCUGGAAGACUGCCUUGCUUUUUCAAUCACACUAUCGAUGUGGCCGCUACACUCAGCACAGACCAGCGACUGGCUAUCAUCGAAACACUAAGGCUGAUGAGGGAGCAUGCUACGGUCCUUCUGAUGGCGGGAUGUGUGGAUCGGUGGAUUGUGGAUCAGCUGCUGGAGGGCGGUACGGGGCCGCCCUCAGAGCGAGAGCUGCGGCUCCGUCUCGGACGGACGCUGGUACUGCAGGCUAUAUUUGACAGUGUCGGUUACCGUCCCGAAGCACCGUGCUGGGAGAGCUGGUGGAAGCAGGCCAUUCCUCCGCUGGUCCGCACAGCUCCACUGCUACUACAGUUGUGGCACUACAGUCAAUCAGGACCACACCGGCAGCAGUGCUACCUGUUCAUGGCGUGGACUGUGGUCGACCCGGCAGACUUGGUGCCAGGAGAGCCGAUGACGUCACCGGCCAGCGACAUCGUCACGCUGGACGUGACGCCACUGACAAAUCUCCUCACCAGGUCUGACCUAGUUUACCUGCUGGGUGACCCGGACAGGGUGGCCACCUGGUGUAGUCAACAGCUGCGGCAGCCGCUGGAGGAGCGGCCGGCCGGACUGACCGCCGAGCUGGACACACCGCGGGGCCGUGCCGAGCUGCUGCUGCGUCCCGAGCUGCUGCUGCAGGCUGUCCGCGUGAACGCGCCGGGUAAGAUGGACCAGUGGCGCUAUGCGGACCAGGCAGCGAAGAACAUGUGGAUGAGUAACUACCGACCAAUGGCUACCUAUCAGGAGAUCCAGGAGAUAUUGGAGUGGCAAAAAAACACCAACCUGCAUGAGCUGGUCCAGCGCCGACUGCCAGAGAUGGACGCCGCGACUGUGGACGCCACGGCCGGCUUCUGGCGCCGCCGGGGGCAGCAGCUGCUGUCCGGUGACCGGCUGCGUACUGCUUAUGACGCUGUCACUGGCUGGUGGCCGGACCGAUGGGAGAUGAUGCCCUACUACCUGGCGGUGGACGAGACCGACUCGGAAGACUCGGAGCAGGAUGACGACGGUGGAGAGACCGGUGGCGAGGAGCGGCGUGACGCAGACGAGGGGCAGACAUCGGAGGGUCUGCCUCGCCCUCAGCGAGAGAAAUGGCAGCAGCUGGAGCGACAGCACCAGCAGCUGUGGCAAGAGCUCGAGCCGCGGGGCUACGGGGAGAGGAGGAGUCUGAACGAGCGGCAUGAUGAGGAGUACCGGCGUCUGGAGCGGCAUCAUGAUGAGAUGUGGUGGCAAAUGAAAACGCGGCACCAUGGGGAGCAAAAAAGGCUUCAUCAGCUACACGACAGUGCUGUCAGAUGCGUGGAGCUGCAGACUCAGGGACAGUCGCAGCUCCUUGUAGAGAAACGUCAAAGGCAGACUGGGUUGCUGAAUCGGAGGAAACGUAGGCAAUGUGCAGUGCUGGAGCGAAAGCACCAAAUCGAAUGGGACGACCAGCAGCAGGAGUUCCAGAAGCAGUGGAACAAAAUGAAGCAGAGACACCGACGAGAAACACAAGAGCUGGAGGAGAGAUUCCCGAACAUCCGGACAAGGGAGGAGUUGGAUCGGCUGAUGGAGGAAUGCAGCAGGAGGCGUCAGCAGCUGGGAAAGGAACUGGAGAAGGAGCUAGAGAAUGAAGAGACACUUGCACGAGACGACUUCUUUUAUUUAAAGAAGCAGGAGAAGCAGCAGCAGCAGCCCGAACAGCAUCAGCAGCAGGAGGAACAGCAGCAAAAGCAUCAGCAUCAACAACAACAGCGGCAGAAGCAGAAGCAACAACAACAACAACAGCAACAGCAGCAGCAGGAACAGCACCAGCAGCAGCAACAGCAACAACAAGAACGGGGACGGCAGCCAGGCCGGCACCUUGAGCACCUUCGGAAUCUCAUAGAGGCGACACGAAGACACCGCCAGCAGCUCAUCCAGCUCCAGGAGCGGCACAACCAGGAGCUGGAGGAGCAGAGGAGACGUCACCGGCAGGAGAGGAAGGAUCUGGAGCGGCGCCUCGGCUGUCGGCGGAACAAGCAGGAGCGGCGCCACAGACAGUGACCGACGAUAUCAGCGGAGUCGCGAACCACCCCGAGGAGGCGCCACUAGGGAGAACAAGUAGAGGAACAGAUAUAUGCAUACAGUGUCAGACAAGUUCAAAAUGUGUCGACUGGGCAGAUAUUUGAAAAGAAAUGAAAACAUUCACAAGUAUUGUAUGUAUAUCAUUACCGUUUCAUUGAGGCCGUGAAUUUAGAAAUAGAUAGGUUUUAGACAAAUAGAUAGUUUUAGAUGAGAGUUGCCCGAGUUGGUAUCAAAUUAUGUACAAAAUGGGAAUGUUUAAAAUGUUCAUCGCGUGUAGAUAGUUGUAUACGUAUUCGAUGUGUUACAGGGUGGCCUUUGUUGUUAUACAAGUACAAACUGUUGUUCGAUGAUGUUUAUUGAAAUGGGCUUAGUGAGCAAUUACUGUUGUUAAUUGUUAAUAGGCAUCAUGCUUUUUAUUAUACAUGUCUUGUGUAAUGUGUUUUCUCGUAAAAGCUAUUAUACAUUAGGAGGCAUGUACGGAACGGUACAUAUGUACAUACACAUCUGUACCGAACCAUUACAUGGUAACCAUUGCGUGUGGUGGCCACUGGAUGUAGUGUAAAUAUAAUAUUAGCCAGGC